This is a messenger RNA of Ostrinia nubilalis (European corn borer), 726 nucleotides long. Its product is annotated as histidine-rich glycoprotein-like. The transcript has a single exon. Lineage: Eukaryota; Metazoa; Arthropoda; Insecta; Lepidoptera; Crambidae. The record is from RefSeq and is a predicted model, not a curated record. The coding region runs from base 1 to 726 and encodes 241 amino acids.
AUGAGGACGGCUCUAGCCCUGAGCUGCGUGGUGCUUCUGGCGGCGCUGUGUGUGGCGCGAGACCUGCGCCAGAAGCGGGACGCCGACCUCGAGCCCGCCGCCUCGCACCACCACGAGAAGGGCGGCGGCAAGGAGCACCACGCGCACCACCAUCACGAACACGGUGGCAAGGGACACAAGGGCUACAAGGGACAUCACCACCACGAACACGGCAAGAAGGGACACCACCACCACGAAGGACAUAAAGGUCAUCACGACGAACACGGUGGGCACAAAAAGCACCACCACCACGAUGAAGGCCACCACCACGAGCACCACCACGGCGAAAAGGGUGAAAAGGGCCACGGAUUCGAAGAAAAGGGGCAUUACCACAAAGGGCACUCCACCAAGGGACACCAUGGCGUUCAUAAGUUAGACGAGUUCAAGAAAGACAAACACUUCCACCACAAGCACGGAGAGUCCGGAUACCAUGAAGGCCACGGUGGUCAUCACCACGAACACGGCCAUAAGAAGGGCGGCCACUUCCACAAGGGUCACAAGCACGGUGGACACCACGAGCAUCACAAGGGACACAAGGGCCACCACGAGAAGGGAGGCCAUCACCACGACCACAAGGGCCACCACGACGAGGGCAGCCACCACGAGCACCACCACCACCACCAUGACCACGGCAAGAAGGGCGGCCACGAAGACCACAAGCACUGGGGAUUCAAGAAGGGACAUUAA